This is a messenger RNA of Rangifer tarandus platyrhynchus (Svalbard reindeer), 300 nucleotides long. The record is from the annotation of a GenBank genome assembly. NCBI's taxonomy places the organism in Eukaryota, Metazoa, Chordata, Mammalia, Artiodactyla, Cervidae.
AUGAGCAGGGAAGGGGGCUCGUUCGCGGGCUUUCGCGGACGUUGGACGAUGCCCCGGCGAGACAAAACCUCGCCGCCCCGUGUCACCGCGGACAGCAAGCUGCCUGCCUCUCCGAGCCGGCGGCUGCGGCGGGAGAAAGCCGCUGCUCCAGAGACAGGGACCCCGGUUAUCUCGGGGAGGGAAAUCAGGGAGCCUGUGUGCGGACCCCCGGCAAGCUCGGCACCCCGGGACAUAUGUGCCUGUUUGCCGAAAGAGGGACAGUCCUGUCCCCACCCACAACGCGUGCGAUCCCCGCAGUGA